Cotesia glomerata is the source of this 1407-nucleotide messenger RNA. RefSeq lists its product as uncharacterized. The coding region runs from base 73 to 1407 and encodes 444 amino acids. Lineage: Eukaryota; Metazoa; Arthropoda; Insecta; Hymenoptera; Braconidae. The record is from RefSeq and is a predicted model, not a curated record. The transcript is spliced from 2 exons.
ACAUCUAUGAGUAUAAACAACAUUACUUAAUUAAAAAUAAUUAAACAAAAUCAUCUGAACUAGCGGUCCAAUAUGCCCAAAGAAAAGAAAAAGAAGCGCUCUCGAUCUCGAUCAGUAGAUCGAAAGCGAGAAAAAGAGGAAAAUAAAAAGUGGCAGGAUGGCAUACAACGGCAACUGGAUAACCUUCAAAAUAUUGUGGCGCAAAUAGCGCAACACAAACCCGCGGACAAUAAUUUGGAAGAAUUCCAGUCAUCCUCAUCUUCAGAGAGAAACGUCACGCCUGAAGUCGGCGAAGACGGAGAAUUAACGGAGAAAAAUGACGGUGUAGACACGGAAGACCCUGUCGCUCUCAAUCAGACUCCAAAAGAGACUGAAGUAGCCCAACAAGGGCCACUGCUGGACACAGAAAUCUUGGAGAUUCUAGGAACAGAUCCUAAUGAAAAAAUUGAAGAUUCUUUCAAAUUCCACCCAGAAAUAAAAGGCAGGUGGAAGACAUGGAUGAAGGAGGGUUUAUCUGACGAUGUUAGAAAGAGCUUACUUAAAAAAUACCCUAGGAAGGGAGAGUUUUACACUGAACCUCCAAAAAUAAAUUUGGAAAUAACUCCGGCGCUCUCUGAAAUCACCAAAAAGAGAGAUGAGCACUUUGUUGAAACGCAAGAGUGUGUAGGAUCGGCAAUUAUGUCAGUGGGUGCUGCCUUAUCACUCCUUCUAGACACUUCUGACAAAGAAGUGGACGAGUUAAAACUCAUGGAGUAUCUGAGUGAUGCCGGUAAACUACUAGCGGAAACCUUUCACCAACACUCAGUGGCCCGAAAAUCCUACAUUACGCCGGUAAUGAAGAAGGGAGUCAAGACUCUGGUCGACUCCAUACCUCCAGACCAAUGGCUAUAUGGAGAUAAAUUGGCGGAGCAACUCAAAGAAGCGAAAGCAAUUGAGAAUGCUUGCCAGAACUUGAAAGUUCCGGAAAAAGCUACGAAAAAACCGCUCCAGAGGUCACAAGCUUAUCAGGGAAACUUGAGGGGCCCGCCUGUCUAUCACAGGCAGACGGGCACAAACUACCAGAGAAAGUACUCACGCUUCAAAGCCAGAAGCUCCCCGAACGAGUCAAAUACCAAGCCGGGAGAAGACUCAGACCCAGACCAAGGACCCACGAAAGAAAUAAUCACGGUAAGGAAUCCACCAAUAGGUGGUAGGCUUCGCUCAUUCAAACUUGAAUGGGCGAAAAUAACAACAGAUAAGUUUAUUUUAUCUUGUCUGAACGGAUACUCAAUCUCGUUUAUAGAAACUCCGUACCAAAAAUACAUCCCUCAGCAACGAUCUUGGUCUAGUAACGAGGAAAGGUUGUUAGAGGCAGAGAUUAAUAAGCUUUUAAGCAAAAAAGCAAUAGAAAAAUGUGAAUUUUGGUAG